AUGGAACAACAGAGAAGAGAGGAAUUACGACGACUUGAAAAUCUAAUGAAGUUAAAAGAAGUAAACAUGACAAAGUUGAACCCAACCGACGAUAUCGAAAACUACCUCACUACAUUUGAGCGUACAGUAAAGCUAGUACCCUACUUGACAGGUAAAGCCCAAGCUGCAUAUGCUGCAAUGUCAACUGCCGAAAGUAAUUACGAGAAAGUUAAAGAGGAUAUACUGAAACAAUACGAUAUUACAGAAGAGACAUACAGACAAAGAUUCGGGUCAACAAAGAAACUGAGAGAAGAAAGUUACAAAGAAAUGUAUGUUAGACUGAAGGACUUGUUCAAAAAAUGGACCAAACCAGAAGGAAAGACAGUAGAAGAGAUAACAGAGACAAUGAUCAUGGAACAAUUGGUAGACACCAUGCCAGGAGUACAGAUAUGGGUUCGAGCACAUCGGCCAAAGGGUGGUAUUGGAGCAAUUCUAAUGUUUUCGAAGCCAAGUGGCAAGGCCCAUUCAAGGUGUUGA
This is a messenger RNA of Actinia tenebrosa (Australian red waratah sea anemone), 516 nucleotides long. RefSeq names its product zinc finger and SCAN domain-containing protein 30-like. NCBI's taxonomy places the organism in Eukaryota, Metazoa, Cnidaria, Anthozoa, Actiniaria, Actiniidae. The record is from RefSeq and is a predicted model, not a curated record.